AUGGAUUGUGGAUGGUUCCGCGCGUAUCGCUAUGAACUCCCGCGUCUCCUGCUGCCUCCACUGCGGCUGCGGCGGUCGUCGUCUAGUAGGUCGAGGCGCUCGGUGCUGAUGGCGGCAGGGAGGCUGGAGAUUGCGGCAAAGGGAGAUGUAGAGAGGGAGCGUUUGGUUGAUGGAGCUGUUGAAGAGGUUUAUGGAAAAGAGAUUGAGGAGAUCAGAGAAAAUUUUACAGCGGUGUUUGAAGCAUCGCCGGCGCGGGUUACAAGCGAUUACAACAGAAACGUUUUGCCUAACGAGAACUCAAAAGCAGCAUAA
This is a messenger RNA of Sphenostylis stenocarpa, 312 nucleotides long. Lineage: Eukaryota; Viridiplantae; Streptophyta; Magnoliopsida; Fabales; Fabaceae. The record is from the annotation of a GenBank genome assembly.